This is a messenger RNA of Pectinophora gossypiella (pink bollworm), 2561 nucleotides long. RefSeq lists its product as uncharacterized. The coding region runs from base 354 to 719 and encodes 121 amino acids. NCBI's taxonomy places the organism in Eukaryota, Metazoa, Arthropoda, Insecta, Lepidoptera, Gelechiidae. The transcript is spliced from 4 exons. The record is from RefSeq and is a predicted model, not a curated record.
ACUCCAGACGUCAGAAGAAUGUUUUUGUAAAAAACUACAAAUUCUAAUGCAGUGUAAUGCAAUUCGAAAACAAUAUUAAAUUUGUUAAUGUACGACGUACCGUUGAAACUUUCUAGUAGUCUAGUAUUUAUUAUUUUGCGUAUUAAUCCAUUAUAUGCAAAAAACUGAAGUUCUUUUUUAUUUGUUUUCUUUUCUAAAUACUUCCCAGAAUUUCCGAUGACGAAAGAAUAGUUUUGAUAGCGUCAAAUAUAUUGUGAGACUGUGAAUACGUGUAUUGCACUCACCGCACCGGCCACGUUAUAAUUUUCCAUUACUUUCUUUAUAAAACAGAGUGCAGCGUGGCGGGCCCCGAGAUGGGCGUAGUGAGCUCGCUGAUGUACGCGGCAGCAUCAGUGGCGCUGCUGGCGCUCGUGCUCGAGUGCUGCUGCCGGAACCGGCUGAAGCGCCUACGAGAGUCCCCGCAAAUACUCGCUUUGAACGUGGUGAACUCUAGCCAGUACCCGGUGGUGACGCCGUACCCCACGGGGCCGGUGGUAACCCCCUAUCCCCCCGGGCCGCUGCGGCCUCCGCCGCCCGUAGCGUUCCCCGCGCAGGUGACGGUUGCCGUGCCCUGUCCCGCGUACUACCCUCCCGCUCCUAACAUACAAAAUGCUGAAACGCCGCCGCCUUCAUACGAGCAGGUGAUGGCAGGCCAGCACUCCGUCCCUGCGCCGCGGUAAUUCACACACACAUACAUCAUACUUCUUUUGGUGCCAUGGGGGACUAUGGGAGUUCUGUUUCUUCCCUUAAUAUUGCUCGCCGUUGAAUGUUGUUGUCAAUAUAAAUACAAACCAAAAAUAAGUAAAUGUAUGAAAUAAUAAGUCGGCACCGAGAACAUUGUUGAACGAAAUAGAGUUUGUAAUGAUGCUGGCUCUGACAUGGCAUAAAUAGAUACUCCCAGUUUUCGAAUGAUAAUAAUGGUCUGUGUUAGUUUUAGUCAAAACGAUGUGAAGAAGAUAUUAAAUACUGUCUUUCGCAUUUAAUAUAUUUACUUUAUUUUAUUUUGGGCAACGAAACUUGUCCAUCAAGUCUUGCUCUGAUAUGAUUUAAAUCUCAUGAAAUGAUUUGCUUAUCCGCGUUUAUUGUUGUAUUUAUUUAGUGGCUCAAAACAUUAUCUAUAAUAAUAUAGAAGGUUAAUAAAAAAUAUCCCCUUAAACUAAGUCCGCAUUUUCAGCAACUAUUGUCAUAUUGUUGUUUAAAAAAUAAUGAUACAGCUUAUUUACUUCACACUGUAGGUACAAGUCAUCAUAAUAUGGAUUUACUGAUUGUGUGUAUUUCAGAGAACUUACAAUUAAAGCUUUUUGUAGGAUUGUAUUUCAUUAGUGAGGUUAUCAUGAUACCAUUCCACAAUAGCUAGAAUAUAAUAAUGUUUUGCGAUUUUCCAUUUCUGUAAUUCUGAAUUUAACAACUCACAUUAUUGUCUCGUGAUUAAGAGUACUAUCAAUGAAAUUGAUACUUGGUUUUCCGCUUACGUGUCUGUAUAAAAUACUAAUGUGGUUGAGUCAUUAAGGGCUUAUACGUGGGAUAGGAAAACCUAUACGUUGAUAUGUGCCAUAAUUAGUGAAUGUGGGGUGCUCAUAAAGUAAUGAUUUAUACGUAUACCUGAUACGAAGUACCACAAGGCUCGCAAAUACACAGAAAACGGGUAAAAUAAUAUUAUUAUACUGUGCUAAAUUUAAGAAGUCGUAAGUCAAUUUUAUAUUAAUGUAGACUUACUGCAAUAAAGGAGCUAUUGUAAACAACAUUCUGAAGAAAUUCUUAAGGUUAUAAAGACGUGUGUCCCUUAUUUAUCCCUUAAGGGGUAGAGACUAAAAUUAAAUAUUAUUUGGAUAUUUAAGAGUUAUUUUUUUUAUUGUGUUAAGCAAAUAUUAACUAUAUAAAAGAAAAUGUAUACUUAUUUAUAAUAAUUAAAAUCUCAAUGCAUUAUUGAAGUUCAUAAAAAAAUAAGUGAUGUGUCAAAAUGGACUUAGACUGAUUUUAUAAUGUAGAUGUGGAGAUUGAACUUUUUAAAUAUACCGGUUAUAAUCAGUUUUUUGAUCGAUUUUUUACGAAUACUUACAUUAAGUGCUGCCUUGUCCAUGGUGUAGUUAGCCCGUGAAUUAAUGGUGCGGCUACAUAAAAUACCCGUUAUUGCAAAUUUUAUACUAAGUAUUGUCUCCACUAAAAAUGUACUGAGCAAAAUUUUUGUAUGGUGUCUAUAAUCUUUUUCGACUGCUAUACAAUGUUUUUCAACUUAAGGGUAGGAUAGUACAGGCCUAACAAUUUUGCUAUUUUUAAGUUUUCAUAGAGAAAAGACAAACAUGAUGUUAUUAUGUGUUGGUGAGGUGUUAUAUAUAACUAGAUAGUUAUUUACAUAAACUCAAACCCCGUGAUCCCCAAUGAGAUGGGCAGAUAUCUCUAUAUUAGAUCAUAUCAAGUAGUUAUUCGUGUCUGAAAAAUGAUAGCUAAGCGGCUUAAGUAUCAAACGUAGUAAUUUACCAUUAACCAAAGCUAAUAAAAGAAAUAAAUAGCAUUGUAUUUUA